AUGCCCACCCCGCCCAGCACGUCCUGGUGGUCCUCAUCGGUCGAAUCUACGCUGGCCUGGACGAGUCUCCGCCCGUAUCGUCUGUUGCAGUCGCCUCUAAUCUCGGUCACUGAUGUGGACGACGAGGCUGAUUCCGUAGGGCUGUAUGCUGACCCAUGGUGCGCUUCGGUGUACAUCCCUCCCCAUCUUCGCAACACACACGCGGCCUCUUCCCGUGGAGCACUGGAUGAUAGAGCCGAAAUGACUGCCCUGAUCAGUCGAUUUCUCAAAUACAUCCACGCCAAACAGCCCAUAGUGGACCCUGACGUCCUCUAUGGCCAGAUUUCGGUGGUGGAGGAGGAAGGUCUUGGUUGGGACGAGCGCACCUGUUUACUGUUGAUUGCCUGCGCACUGGGUGGCAUUUGCAUGCCAUAUGAUCACGAACUGCUCGAGGAGUAUUCGAAGCCGUCAAUCGACCCUGAGCAGUACUUGCGUAGCCGUGAAUAUUUCGAUGCAGCCCGCAAAAGGCUUGGCUUGGUUAUGGGUCAUGCGAGUAUUAUUGGUGCGCAGUGCUUUUUUCUUACAGCCGGCUAUUAUGUGACCUCAUUUAAACCGCUGGCAUCAUGGAGGUGCUUGAACAAUGCGAGUUUGAUGUGCAAAGAUGUGCUGAUGAAGAUACUGGGCGCCCCGGCUCUGACCCAAGGCGCCUUGGCGAGUGUGGACAAGCUGGAUAACUCACACCGCAAACUGUUCUGGAGUUGCCUCAAAACAGAGAGAGAAGUUGCGGUUGAGCUGGGAUUCGAGAUUGCAAGCGCCCAGCUCGUCCAAUAUGAGAACCUGCCAUUACUUCUACCUGAGCUGGAGCCCUCCUGGUCGCCUGCAUCUGACACGCUCGAUGGCUUGGCUUCAUCACCAACGCAACACGAACAGAGCUGGCUAUACUACUUGACGGAUAUCUCACUCCGAAAGUUGGAAAUCAGGAUCGACUCAUUCUUCGCUACACAACAAACUAGGCAUCAUGAGCCAACCAUAGAGGCUCGUGAAUCGUUUUACGGAGACAUCCUUGCCACUCUGGCGGAUUUAGAUCAGCAGAUCAUGGAACACUUUACGCGUCUGCCUGGCCCCAUCACCAUAGAGACAGAUGAGUCCGGCCACAGCCCCGACGACCUACGAGAGUAUCUCAGACUUCGGAUGAUCAUCAUCCGCCACACCUUGAGCAGGCCAGCCAUCUACUUGAUCCUUCAUGGAGAAUUGGACGGUCUGCCUGUGCUGCUACGAGCCCAGGCGACUGAAAUUGCCAACAGAGCGCUGCAGAUCAACGAGUACCUUGUGUCGCAUGGCUUGACUACACACCGUCACCCUGGGACCUGGCUAGGAAUCCGCUACUGCGCACGCGCAGCUUUAGAGCUGUUUGCCACAGCAAAGAGUUCAAUUACAGACCUGAAGCCCUCUUCCUCGUGGGAGAUUGGUAUUCGCAAACUGAAGACUGCCCUGAAAUACUGGGGAGCUGAAAGCGCCGAUGCUAGGAUGUAUCUCGAGUGGAUUGCACGAUUGGAAUCGCCACCGGAACCUGGAGAUGGCAUUCCAACUGCGGCUCUAUCAUAA
Messenger RNA from Fusarium falciforme, 1584 nucleotides. RefSeq lists its product as hypothetical. The transcript is spliced from 3 exons. The record is from RefSeq and is a predicted model, not a curated record. NCBI's taxonomy places the organism in Eukaryota, Fungi, Ascomycota, Sordariomycetes, Hypocreales, Nectriaceae. The coding region runs from base 1 to 1584 and encodes 527 amino acids.